AGAGAGAGAGACAGAAAGAGAGAGAGAGAGAGAGAGAGAGAGAGAGAGAGAGAGGCUGUGUGGCGUGAGGAGGCUGUGUUUAGGAGAAUCCAUAGCCCUCUGGCUCACAAGGAGAACAGAAGAGAGAAGAAGAAGACACAACCUUUAUUUUUUCUCCUCUUUCUCUUUGCAUCCUACCGGAGGCUUUGGGUCAAAUUUUUUUUGUCCUUCCUUCUCUCUCUCCAUCCAUCCAUCCAUCCUUCCGUCCCUGCGAAGGAGGAACAGCGCGACCGGAGUCGCUCUCAUUCAGCCGGUGGUGGAAGUUGAUGCUGUAGUGUGGGUGUUGAGCUGAGAGGCCCUGGUUGAUGCAGUGAAGAGCUCUAUCAGGACAAACACAAGCGAAGGAGAUUCAUGGGUAACCUCCUGAAAGUGCUGGCUUGCUCCGAACUUGAGCAUGGCCCAAUAGUUUUCCUUGACUUUGAACAUGCCCAGCCUACAGAGGCAGAGACGGCGGUGUGGAACCAGGUCAGUGCUGUUCUGGAGGAGGCCCAUGGCAUCCUGGCCGAACUACAGUCUUACAAUGGGGCGGGACAAGAGAUACGAGAGGCCAUCCAGAACCCAGGUGAUCUGCAGCUACAGGAGAAGGCCUGGAACGCAGUCUGCCCCCUGGUGGCCAAGCUCAAACGCUUCUACGAGUUCUCCCUCCGACUGGAGAAUGCCCUGCGUAGCCUGUUGGAGGCGCUGACGAGCCCUCCCUACGCUCCCAUGCAGCACCUGGAGAGAGAGCAGGCCCUGGCCAAACAGUUCGCUGAGAUACUCCACUUUACCCUCAGCUUCGACGAACUAAAGAUGACAAACCCAGCCAUUCAGAAUGAUUUCAGCUACUACAGGAGAACCCUUAGUAGGAACAGGCUGAACAACCAGCAGUUGGAGGGGGAGAACGAGGUGAACAACGAGAUGGCCAAUCGGAUGUCACUGUUCUACGCCGAGGCCACACCCAUGCUGAAGACCCUGAGUAACGCCACCACCAAGUUCGUGUCAGAGAAUAAAACCUUACCCAUUGAAGACACCACAGACUGCCUGAGCACCAUGGCCUGUGUGUGUCGUGUCAUGCUGGAGACCCCUGAAUACCGUUGUAGGUUCACCAACACAGACACCAUGUUGUUCUGUAUGCGGGUGAUGGUGGGAGUAAUCAUCCUGUAUGACCACGUCCACCCUGUAGGAGCCUUCGCCAAGACCUCCAAAAUAGACAUGAAGGGCUGCAUCAAGGUGCUGAAAGAACAGCCUUCCAACAGCGUGGAGGGACUACUGAACGCACUGAGGUAUACGACCCGGCAUCUAAACGACGACAGUACCUCCAAACAAAUCAGGGCUCUUCUCCAAUGAGAGAUGGAAGAGAGGCGAGAGGGAAGGAAGGAGAGAGAAAGCGAGACACACAGAGGAGGAGAACGAGGGAGAACAAACUGAUGAAAAGAAAAAAGGAAACAGUCUGUCUGUCUGUCUGUCUCUCAUUUUGUGAGAAAGAAAAUGAAAGAAGAGAAUCUAUAGAGAUAUAUAUUAAGGAGAAAAAAAAGCUAAACUAAAAAACGAAACAAGUGCUACCAGAUGGAAAUAAGUAGGACAAAUCUAUAUUAGAAACAUCUAUGGUCUGGAAACAAAACUGAAACAAAAAACUGAAAAUAAACAAAAAGGUUCAUAUUCCGUACAACAACGUUAGUCUGAAGAAUAUUUUUGCAUUCACGUAGAAUAUAAACAACGCUGUCUGUCAGUAUCCACGUAGUCGCCGUAAAGAUUUAAACCAGGCUCCAUUACAAACUGUAAAGAAUAGACUGGGAUUGACAAAACGGCCUGAUUCCAAACCAAUGGCUUGUCCCUUUCCAAAAGUCCUUGUGGACUCCCCUUGAUCUAAAAGGACUUGGAGUUGUAAGUAUUAUGGCAGAAACACUUUGUAACAUACCAGAAGGCUAAUGGGAGUUGUAGUCAUAUUGCUGAUAUCAAACCAAACAAUCUGUCAGGUAGUCAACAAGGUCCUAAGGUUCAGGGUGAGGUAUUGGUUUGAGAUUGGGCCCCUGUGUAGAUUAUGCUCAGUCACUGCAUUGAGGGUCCAUCCCAAUAGUCUGAAGUGGCUUCCUCUUCUCCUUGUCUCCUCUCCUUGUCUCCUCUCCUUCAUCUGCAAUGAACUGAAAACACAGGUGUUAAGUAAAGACAAUAUGAUGGAUACAAACAGAAAAAUUUGCUCUCACUCGUUCAACUCUUUCAUUGCAGAUGAAGGAAAGGGGACAAGGAGACAAGGAGGGGAAGCUAUUUUAGUGUAUUGACAUGCACCCAGACACUCCUCAUCACACACCCACUCCUAUUGACCCCAAUCGUAACUACGGGAGCUGUGGGCGUUUUUGGCACUAGUAUGCGAUGUUAUGCCGUAGAAGGAGCUUGUGAAGAAUGUAGGUAAUUCAGACCUCUCUUUAUGGUGCUAAAACUUGUCACUAUCCACAUAAAAGCUCACACAACGUUUCAUCCACCUAGUGCCAAAGCUAUUGCGUCAUCAGCAGGUGAGGAUUGGGUUAAGGAGAUACUGACCGCUAGCCUUGUAACACCGCUUGAUAUCUAUCUUUAGGGGGUUAAAGGAGAUACUGACCGCUAGCCUUGUAACACCGCUUGAUAUCUAUCUUUAAGGGGUUAAGGAGAUACAGACUGCUAGCCUUGUAACACCGCUUGAUAUCUAUCUUUAGGGGGUUAAGGAGAUACAGACCGCUAGCCUUGUAACACCGCUUGAUAUCUAUCUUUAGGGGGUUAAGGAGAUACUGACCGCUAGCCUUGUAACACCGCUUGAUAUCUAUCUUUAGGGGGUUAAGGAGAUACAGACCGCUAGCCUUGUAACACCGCUUGAUAUCUAUCUUUAGGGGGUUAAGGAGAUACUGACUGCUAGCCUUGUAACACCGCUUGAUAUCUAUCUUUAGGGGGUCCGAAAGGCCAUCAGUAAGACAUGUUAUGUACAUUGGGAAAUCUUGGAUUUGCCAUCUUGGAUGUUUUUGGGGAAUACUCUAUUGAAACAUAAAGAGAAGGGCAGAGACUAUCAGGGAGGGACUAAGACAGCAUCAUAACAAGAGGAUAUAUAAACACACAGGCACAGAUCACUCAGAGAGUCGCAGUGUAAAUGAGUAUUUUCUCAUCAGGCACCUACAAGGCCAGCUCAGGUCCUCCAGGAUAGAAUACACAACAACAAUAACAAACAUGCUGAUGAUCCACUAGAUAUUUCUUCUUUUAGUGUGAGUCAAAUAAAAAAAUAAAGUCGUUGAAUAAGUGGGUAUUGAAAAUAAAUAUGUUCAAAAGGAGAUUUUAAAAAAGGCAGUGCUGUACUUUCCAUGUCUAUAGACCUUAGUCUAACGUCAUUUGAUCUUAUCAUAUAUUUUCUAUACAGGGGUAUGUGGCACAAGCAUAUUCUGUAUAAAUAUAUAGAUGGCAUGUUGUAAAAGUUCUGACAAAAAUGUGUACAUAAAGGUGUUUUUAUUCAUUUUUAAUUGUUCAGUGAAACUGAAAUUGGGUGUGUGUUGUCUCUCUCAGAAAUCCCAUGGCUUGGCUUGGACCAUUGAACUUGCCGUCGUGAGUCAUAGGUUUUCAAAAAUCCCAACCUCAUCUUGGCGAAUGAAAUGGCGGGAGGGGCGGGACUAGGGGGGAGCUGUCCAUUUGCUUGUUAUUUUGUACAUUUUGUGCAACAAUAAAACUUGUCAUUUAUUACAUUCAA
Messenger RNA from Coregonus clupeaformis (lake whitefish), 3721 nucleotides. RefSeq names its product CYFIP-related Rac1 interactor A. Gene Ontology annotation, biological process: regulation of actin filament polymerization. The transcript is spliced from 12 exons. Bases 391 to 1365 code for a protein of 324 amino acids. Gene Ontology annotation, molecular function: small GTPase binding. NCBI's taxonomy places the organism in Eukaryota, Metazoa, Chordata, Actinopteri, Salmoniformes, Salmonidae. The record is from RefSeq and is a predicted model, not a curated record.